Messenger RNA from Kogia breviceps (pygmy sperm whale), 5061 nucleotides. The record is from RefSeq and is a predicted model, not a curated record. Lineage: Eukaryota; Metazoa; Chordata; Mammalia; Artiodactyla; Physeteridae.
GACCCUUGGCGUGGGGAGGCCGCGCACGGGUCUCUCCCAGGUUACCGGCGGGGAACUGUCCCGGCGCGCUUCCUCCUUCCUCCUCCUCCCGGCGGCUUGCCGGGCCCCUCCUCCCUGCUCUCGCGCUCCCUCCCUCCUCUUCCCCUCCCCAGGCCGCCUCCUCCUCCUCCUCCUCCUCCCUUUCUCUCUCGAUCUGUCUCUCCCGGCCCGGAAUCCAUUCCGGCCUGGGAGCCGGAGCGGCCAGGCCGCCGUGUGCCCGAACCCCUGGCCGUCCGGCGGCCGGUCCUCCGGUGCGUCUGUCUGCCGGUGCGUCCGCCUGCCCGCCGGCCCAGAGCACAGAGGCUCAGAGAAGUGAAGUGACUUCCCAGCUAUGAGAGAGAGUGCCAGGAUCUGAUAGCAGAUAAGGAAACUGAGAGGUGAAGUGACUUGCCCAAGAAGAUUUAGCUAGUAAGUAGUGGAGCCAGGAUUUGUACCCAGGUCGGACUGGAGUCCUCACUCUCAACUCCUAAGCUCCUGGCCUCCCCUCCACUCUUAGAAGAGGUGGAGGUGACCUUCUUCAGAGCCAGGAAGGAAGGAGCAGGUAUGACCUGACUGAACUACAGUUUUUUCUGGACUCUUCUGGAUGUUAUGAGGACGCUGAGGCCCAGAGAAGGGAAGUGACUUGCCUAGGGUCACACAGCGGGGAGAGGUAGAGCAGGGUCUGUAGUCCGAGACCGCCGACUCUACACCUGGUGUUCGUGCUGAGACCUCAGGCUGCUUCCCAGGUCCUCUGGGAUAGCCCCUGCCUUGCACCAGCAGGACCAUGGGCAGCAACAAGAGCAAGCCCAAGGAUGCCAGCCAGCGGCGCCGCAGCCUGGAACCUGCUGAUAACACCCAUGGCGGCGGCGGCGGCGGCGGCGGCGGCGGCGGCGGCGGGGGUGCCUUCCCCACCUCACAGACCCCCAGCAAGCCGGCCUCCGCUGAUGGCCACCGGGGCCCCAGCACGGGCUUUGCCCCUGCAGCCGCCGAGCCCAAGCUGUUCGGAGGUUUCAACUCCUCCGACACAGUCACCUCCCCGCAGAGGGCGGGGCCCCUGGCUGGCGGAGUGACCACCUUUGUGGCCCUCUAUGACUAUGAGUCGCGGACAGAGACUGACCUGUCUUUCAAGAAAGGGGAGCGGCUCCAGAUUGUCAACAACACGAGGAAGGUGGAUGUCAGCCAGACCUGGUUCACAUUCAGAUGGCUGCAAAGAGAGGGAGACUGGUGGCUGGCCCACUCACUCAGCACAGGACAGACGGGCUAUAUCCCCAGCAACUACGUCGCGCCCUCCGACUCCAUCCAGGCCGAGGAGUGGUACUUUGGCAAGAUCACCAGACGGGAGUCAGAGCGGUUACUGCUCAAUGCGGAGAACCCAAGAGGGACCUUCCUAGUGCGAGAAAGCGAGACCACGAAAGCCCCUCCGCACGUGGGUUGCAGACUCUCCACCACCAUAGCUACGAAGCUCCCGCUUCCUGUGGGCCUGGGGCUCAGUGGGAGAUGGGAAAGCAGAGCAUCCGUGUCAUGCGCCUACUGCCUCUCAGUGUCUGACUUCGACAACGCCAAGGGCCUCAACGUGAAGCACUACAAGAUCCGCAAGCUGGACAGCGGCGGCUUCUACAUCACCUCCCGCACCCAGUUCAACAGCCUGCAGCAGCUCGUGGCCUACUACUCCAAACACACUGAUGGCCUGUGCCACCGCCUCACCACUGUGUGCCCCAUGUCCAAGCCACAGACUCAGGGCCUGGCCAAGGACGCCUGGGAGAUACCCCGGGAGUCGCUGCGGCUGGAGGUCAAGCUGGGCCAGGGCUGCUUCGGAGAGGUGUGGAUGGGGACCUGGAAUGGUACCACCAGGGUGGCCAUCAAAACUCUGAAGCCCGGCACGAUGUCUCCGGAGGCCUUCCUUCAGGAGGCCCAGGUCAUGAAGAAACUGAGGCAUGAGAAGCUGGUGCAGCUGUACGCGGUGGUGUCUGAGGAGCCCAUCUACAUCGUCACGGAGUACAUGAGCAAGGAUAGUACUGUCCAGCGCCAAACCCACACAGCCACUGAUGUGCUUUCUGUCUUCAUAGAGUUGUUUCUUCUAGAAUUUCGUAUAGGGAGUUUGCUGGACUUUCUCAAGGGGGAGACGGGCAAGUACCUGCGGCUGCCUCAGCUGGUGGACAUGGCUGCUCAGAUCGCUUCAGGCAUGGCGUACGUGGAGCGGAUGAACUAUGUUCACCGAGACCUCCGUGCUGCCAACAUCCUGGUUGGAGAGAGCCUCGUGUGCAAAGUGGCUGACUUCGGGCUGGCUCGGCUCAUUGAAGACAAUGAGUACACAGCCCGGCAAGGUGCCAAAUUCCCCAUCAAGUGGACGGCUCCAGAAGCUGCCCUCUAUGGCCGGUUCACCAUCAAGUCAGAUGUGUGGUCCUUUGGGAUCCUGCUGACAGAGCUCACAACAAAGGGACGGGUGCCCUAUCCCGGGAUGGUGAACCGCGAGGUGCUGGACCAGGUGGAGAGGGGCUACCGGAUGCCCUGCCCGCCCGAGUGUCCCGAGUCUCUGCAUGACCUCAUGUGCCAGUGCUGGCGGAAGGACCCAGAGGAACGGCCCACCUUCGAGUACCUGCAGGCCUUCCUGGAGGACUACUUCACGUCCACCGAGCCCCAGUACCAGCCCGGAGAGAACCUAUAGGGCGUGGGCUACAGGGCCAGACUGCCUUCUUGGCUUGGAUCCUGAGCUGGGUGGCCCCUGACGUGGGGUCUUGCCUGCCUCUGCCUGCCCGCCCCCCGUUGAUCCUCUCUGUGGGGCUGAAUUGCCAGUGACGAGGCCCCUCCCUCUUUUGUGGCAUGGAAGGGCUUGGGGCCUGGGGCCGCCCUGGGGGCAGGGUCCAAGGCUGGCGCAGUGACUGUGCCCCGGCCCCUGGCCAGCCGCACGCCUCCUCCCUGCGUUCCCUCCUGGAGCUCUGCGCGUCUCAGCAGGAGGAGCUGGGAAGAAGGGCUGGGCUGAGGGCACCCUUUUCUUAGCCUCAACCUACUGCACGCACUGGCCCUUUCCCACUUCCACGCCACCCCAGGUCUGUCUGCAGAGCUAGCCAAAGAGCCUUUCCAAAGAGGAGUGAUGGGCCACUGGCCCUCGGCCUGCCUGCCACCACCCUGCCCCUUGCCAUCCAUUUCUGAAACGCCUGUUGGUGGAGGCUGCCGGGUCCAGGCCCCUCUGCUGUGGCUCCCUGGCUGGUGAGGCCUAGCUUGACUUGAUGCUGGUGGGUGGGGUGGACACCUCCCUCAAACCCUGCCCUUCUUAGACCUGAGGGAUCCUUAGAGAUCUUCAAUUCCUUGUCCCCAUACUACCCAUGGGGAAACUGAGUCCAGAGAGGGAAUGUGACUUGCCCAAGGCCACAGAGCAGUUCAGGGUUGAGGCGGGAUUGGAACCUGGUGCUCCCUCUGUCUUCCUCAGGAACCAACAAGAUUGUCCUUGGAGACACUGUGGACAGACUCGGGCAGCCCAGGGGACAGGGGGCCUGAGGACGGGUUAGAGAUAGCAGAGAGUCCUGCUGCCACUGCUUGCUCAGUGGGCUGUUGUGGGGGGAGAGAAUGGAGGUAGAUGUGGGGCUGAGCUAGAAAUGAAAGGUACAAGGGUAGGGAGGCAGGUUUCAAUCAGAAGGUGGGUGGUUUGACCUUUGGAGCUAGCCAGUCAUGAAAGGGAGUGAGCUCACCGGCUCUGGAGGCAAUCCAGCAGAAAAAGAAGAUCCAAAUGAUUGGGAGGCCCUGGCCUCAGGAAGGAACCCCAGGUCCUCCUUGCCCCAGUUUGUCCAGUGUCAUUUCAACGCCUGGCCCCUGCUCUUCUCCCCAAGUUGGCACCCUUAACUCGCGAGUACGGAAAGGAGUGCCUAGACUGGGGUGAGGAGAGAGGACUGGGGUGUCUAUUGCCACACACCAGGACUGGCUGUGUGCCCUCGGGCAGCCCCUGCUUCCUUCUCUGGGCUGCAGCGUCUGCCUCCAUUUGUGGCCAUGGCCUCUGCAACUGCCCCACUCCCGUCCAGACCCCGUGGCCUGGCAUCACGUGGUGAGCUCAGCCCAUGGCAUCAGGAGACCGUGUUUUGGCCCUUGGGCUACGUGGUGGCUUCUCCCUGGACCUCAGUGUGUCCUUCUUAAACGGGGCAGCCAACGGUUUGUAGGCAUCUUGCCAAGGGCCCCUGUGUGCGUGUGUGUGUGUGUGUGUGUGUGCGCGCGUGUGCACUUGUAUGUUCCUCCAUGUGUGUUCAUAUUUAACAUGUAAAAACACCCCCUGCUCUGUCCCCCAGACCUGUUGUACAUUUCACCCACAGCCCCCCAUCAUAGCAAUAACGUUCCCGCUGCCAGGGGUUCUCGAGCCAGCCAGGCCCUGCCAGUGGGGAGGGAGGCCAAGUGGUGCCUGCCUAUGAAAUUUCAACUUUUCCUUUCAUACAUGUUUAUCACCCAAGUCUUCUCCUGUCCUGUCUCCUUCCCAGUCGAAUCUGGACUCACUCACCCCAGCGUGCUCCCAAAUCCCCUUCUGACUGCCCAGUGUCCUUUGUAUAAGGUGUCCUAAUACCGUCUUUUUUUUUUUUUUUUUUUUUUUAAAACAAACAGUGUUUUGUAGAUUUCAGAUGACUAUGCAGAGACCUAGGGGACCCCCGGCUCUGGGCAGGGCCUGGGGUUCCUGCGUUCCACGGCGAGGCCUGUGGGGGGAGGGGGGAUUUGGAACUGGUUGUAAAUACUUUGCAUAUUGUCUGAUUAAACACAAACAGACCUCAGAGUUUGGUCAGAGGUUUCUUGAGUAUCUAUUGUGUGCUGGAGAGUGAGAGGGGGUGGGAUGUGAGGACAGACUGUGUCAGAGGGGCCUUUGUGCAGGCAGCAUUGGUGACUGGAGGGCUUGAGGCCAGAGAGGGACAUAAUCAGAUUGGAGAUCUCUGGAAUGCGGCUGUGUGUGCACAUCCAUCCCUGAGUUGGGGGAGUGACUGUGCCUGGCAGAAACCUUGCUUGUGUCUGAGAUGCACCAGGCGAAGCCCAGGGCCUGUGAGCAGGAAGUGUGAGCAGUUGAAGACUCUUUGC